CGUUGGGACGAUUAAGCGUCCCGGUGACGAUUUGAAUCCAGGAGGGCAGUUCUCAGCCGAAUUGGAGGAGGUCCCAUCACAGUGCGGAGAAGUUUAACUUCAGUAGCACAAGCUCUCUGGUACGCUGGCAUCUGGGGCGCUGCGCGAGAAGAACUUGGGAGUUAAGAAUAGGUUUCUGAGCUUCUUCGGAUGAUAUACUGCAUGGGGGGAACUGAAACGCAGCAUUUUCUUCUCCCCUCCGAUAAGGAAGGCCAGGGUAGACGAACUUCAAACGCACUUACGACUUGAAACGCCUAUUUAUCGAAGCACUCAGCAUCAACUUGAAAUAUUGCUGCAGAAAAUACACUCCUGUCUGGCAAAAGACAGGCUACUGGGGAAGCGUCAAAAACCGUUAUAUGGACUUAAAAAAAAUCUUAGCAAUUGGACUUUCUUUUUUUAAGAUGUUUGCUGGAGGUUCGUCUUUUUUCAAUAUCAUUCUCGAUUUUCCAAUUCAAUGUUAUUAACGUGAAUUCUUAUCAUCAAUUCAUUUUUUCCCGGACACUUGUUUUGUGUCACACCAAGAGCGCUCGUGUCUGGACGCGACAAGAGUGUCGCCGGGCUGUCCGCGCGCCUUUGUCAUUGUAAUGUCGGUGUGUCUGCGGGACCCUCGGAUGCCCCCAGACAUGCUGCUUAGUUCAGCACUCUGACCAAGUAGCUGGAGGUGACGGACCGCCGGAGUACGAACUACAACCGAGGAGCCAGGGGAACGUCAGAGUCCACAACUUUUUAUCUGCAAAACAUCCAACGUUUUUGAAUUUGUCCUUUUGUUUUUACGAACUUGACAGCCUACUUUUUUUUUUUUGAAAACUUUUCAUCUUUUUUUUCCACUGCGAGCAGGACCAAAGUCAGGAUGUUGUUAGGUCGCUUUUCGGGGGCUUUAACGGUCGUCCCCUCCAAGUUUACCUGCAUUUUCUUCUUCUUGUUUUUGGUUUGUCAAUUGCCCCAGCCUUCCUCUCCACUCAUCACAGGUACGGAGGCGAGCUGCGAGAACGACGGAGAGGUGCUCCACAUCCCCAACAUCACAGACAACCCCUGCAUCACCUGCGUCUGUCUGGAGGGGAAGGCGGACUGUAAGCAGGAGAAGUGUCCCCUGGUGUCUGAGGACUGUGCCCUGGUGGUGAAGCAGACUGGAGCCUGCUGUGAGAGAUGCAAAGGUUGCCAGUUGGAGGGGAGACAUUAUAACAGUUCUGCAUCCUGGACAAGCGCCACUAAGCCCUGCAUGACCAGAAGAUGUCAGGAAGGUGUCGUCACAGAGGCGGAGGUGCAGUGUGUAGUUCACUGCAGGAACCCCAAAAUACACCCCAAGAAGUGCUGCCCGACCUGCCCUAGCUGUAUAUUUGAGGGUCGUCUGUACAAGGAGAAGGAAGAGUUCAGCCCUGAAGGCAAACCCUGCAUCAAAUGCACUUGUACGGGCGGACGGACUCUGUGCAUGAGGGAGGCGUGUCCGGUUCUUUCUUGCCCCGCCCACCUCACCCACACCCCACCAGGACAGUGCUGCCCCCGAUGUCUCGGUCAGAGGAAGGUGUUUGAUCUGUCUCAGGGGAGCUGCUUGUUUCACAGCGAGGUCUAUGAGAACAACACCUCCUUCAGGAACGACAACUGCACCACCUGCAUCUGCAAGGAUUCCACUGUGGUGUGCAAGAAGCACUGCUCGCGGCCAGGCAGUUGCCAGGGCGACCAGUGCUGCGACGAGUGCCUGUCCUAUGUGAAGGUGGAGGAAGUGAAAUACUGCCGGGUCCGGAACAAGAUCUACAGGGAAGGAGACAUGUGGUCCUCUGCCAACUGCACCCUGUGUGCCUGUGUCCAGGGCAACAUCGAGUGUCAGCCCAAGCACUGUGUGCCCAUCACCAGCUGCCCGUCGAAUAAGAUCCUUAACCGAACGGGCUGCUGUCCUGUUUGCACUGAAAAGCCUGGUGUGUGCACAGUGUUUGGAGACCCUCACUACAACACAUUUGACGGGCGCACGUUCAACUUCCAGGGGACGUGUCAGUACGUGCUGACCCGCGACUGUGGCAGCGCCACCUCUGGCAGCCUGGGGAACAACAACAUCAACAGCCCUGACUCCAGCUUCACGGUCCUGGUGCGUAACGACGCCCGCAGGACGCGCUCCUUCUCCUGGACCCAGUCGGUGGAGCUGCGGCUGGCCGGCCUGAGCCUCAGCCUCCACCAGCACCUCACGGUGCGCAGGAACGGCUCGCGCAUCUCCCUGCCCUACCACGGGCCCGGGGUGCACAUCGACCUGGACGGGUACCUGCUGAAGCUCACCACCAUCGCAGGCCUGGAGAUCACGUGGGACGGGGACAGCUUCGUGGAGGUGGUGGCGGCGCCCCACCUGAGGGGCCGGCUCUGCGGCCUGUGCGGCAACUACAACGGGCAGAAGAGGGACGACACCACGGGCGGCGACGGGCAGUUCAAGUUCGACGUGGACGCCUUCGCCGAGUCGUGGCGCGUGGAGGGCAACGAGGUGUGCGGCGCCCAGCAGGCCGCGCGGCGCCCCGCCCCCCUGCUGUGCCCCGGCAGCGUGCGGGUCAAGUUCCGCGCGCACCGCGAGUGCCAGAAGCUCAAGGCCUGGGAGUUCCAGCGGUGCCACCGCGCGGUGGACUUCUCCACCUUCUACAGGUCCUGUGUCACAGACAUGUGUGAGUGUCCGGUGCAUAAGAACUGCUACUGUGAGUCCUUCCUAGCGUACAGCCGGGCCUGUGAGAGGGAGGGGGUCCCCGCCCUCUGGAAACCUGAGGCCGCCUGUAUGGCCACCCAGUGCAAGUACGGCGCCGUCUACGACACGUGCGGCCCGGGCUGCACCAAGACCUGCGACAACUGGAACGAGAUCGGGCCGUGCCACAGGCCCUGCGUGGCGGGCUGCCACUGCCCCGCCAACCUGGUGCUGUUCCAGGGACGCUGCAUCAAGCCCACCUCCUGCCCAGGACGGUGACCCUAGUGGG
Molecule: messenger RNA, 2981 nt
Organism: Gadus chalcogrammus (walleye pollock)
Lineage: Eukaryota; Metazoa; Chordata; Actinopteri; Gadiformes; Gadidae
Gene: bmper
Product: BMP binding endothelial regulator
Exons: 16
Coding region: 890-2971 (693 amino acids)
Molecular function (GO): protein binding
Source: RefSeq, a predicted model, not a curated record